Messenger RNA from Penicillium macrosclerotiorum, 201 nucleotides. RefSeq lists its product as uncharacterized. NCBI's taxonomy places the organism in Eukaryota, Fungi, Ascomycota, Eurotiomycetes, Eurotiales, Aspergillaceae. Bases 1 to 201 code for a protein of 66 amino acids. The record is from RefSeq and is a predicted model, not a curated record. The transcript is spliced from 2 exons.
AUGUUGUACACUAAUACUAUGAUCAUUGGCAAUUUCUAUCCCAUGGAUCUUGUGACACACCUUACUUUCCAAUAUUUGAGAAAAUGGGCCGGCGGUGUCAACCUCUGCCAGAACCAGAGCAUCAAGAACGACCAGCUACAAUUCGAUAUUCCGGUGAUCCAUUCGCACGUUUUCCGCAAGAAAUUAUGGAAGAGUUGUUGA